AUUUCUGCCUGUUGCACACAGGGUCCACGAACAAGGCUGUGAUAAGGAAGCAUCGAGGAUGGCUGACAAAAACUCACUGAUCGAAAGAAUGGAGCUGCAGGCGAACAUUGUACUGUAGUUGUCGUCAACUAUCGCCAUCCAUCUUGGAAUGGCAGAGUUGAACUACAUGGGCAACCCAGUAUUGGCCGAAUAUUUUCUCACUCCAAUGCACCAGGCACAUCAGCCGAUUACUCCCGAAGACUAUUGCCAUAGUUUGCUAGUCAGAUUCGGUCACGGAUAUCGGCCCGUAACUAGUCCGCGUAUUGGACAAACUGUUGACACUCUUGAUUCUGGGGAGACGAGUACUGGUAAUUUCCUUGCCAUUGCCAUGAACUACAAGGUUUUUACUGAUGCUUCUAAUAUUGCUUCUCUCAAGAUGUACAUUGCGGAUUUUGGCAGUGGUGUUCAAGCAUUUUCAACAGUACAUCCUGAGCUCAACAUGGGGUCGUUUAUGAUUCUUCCACCGCCUCCCCCAAGCAAGGACAUUCUUAUCAAUUACUUUGAUGCGUCUUCGGUUAUGGACAGUGUGAUGAAGAACGAAUUCUGGAGCGAGUUUAGUGAGCUGAUUUACUAAUAGAUACGUACCUUCCCUGUUUUCCAAUGAUGUGUGACAAGAAGUGAGUGACUAUAUCAUGGUAGAUUAGUUUUUUGUAAGCAGAGGAUCCACAAAAUACAAUAUAUUUUGGAUGGAGGUAGAUGCUGAAUAGAAUGUGCUUGCAGCAUGCAGCUACGCUGCAUCCACUUUAAUGAUAGGUUAAACUUCAGAUCCAUGGAGAACAGGUUUCAUAAAUGUACGGGGUUGCGAAAUG
Molecule: messenger RNA, 848 nt
Organism: Linderina pennispora
Lineage: Eukaryota; Fungi; Kickxellomycota; Kickxellomycetes; Kickxellales; Kickxellaceae
Exons: 1
Coding region: 149-613 (154 amino acids)
Source: RefSeq, a predicted model, not a curated record